GGCAAAAUGCCAAGGGAGCUACUAUAAAAGCGUAAUAUUCGGCUGUUAGAAGUCAGAUUUGUUUUGUCAUCUAUCAACAGACACACACCCUCCUUUUCUAACCAUGAAGUUCAUGAUUGUUCUCGCCUGCCUUUUGGCCGUGGCUUUUGCCAACGAGGAGGCCGAUGUCCUGAAGAGCGAUUCCGAGGUGAACGUGCUGGACUUUAACUACGCUUACGAGCUGUCCAACCACAUCAGGGCUGUUCAGUCCGGAGCUCUCAAGGAGCACGACAACUGGGUGGUUUCUGGAGAGUACGAAUACCUGGCUCCCAACGGCAAGACCAUUAAGGUGGUCUACCACGCUGAUGAGACCGGCUACCACCCAAAGGUUGUUGAGGCCUAAACCUAUAA
Molecule: messenger RNA, 390 nt
Organism: Drosophila kikkawai
Lineage: Eukaryota; Metazoa; Arthropoda; Insecta; Diptera; Drosophilidae
Gene: Lcp9
Product: Larval cuticle protein 9
Cellular component (GO): chitin-based extracellular matrix
Molecular function (GO): structural constituent of chitin-based larval cuticle
Source: RefSeq, a predicted model, not a curated record